AUGGACGCCAAUCCGAACCCAGAGGUCGCCCCUUCGACGUCAUUGGAGCCAGAACACGAAAUAAAUGAUGGCGCUAGUCAACCAUAUGUAAACAAUAACGAUAUUCCAGAACCUACAGAGACCACAGAAACCACAGGGUCGACCAUUGUGGAUGGCACACACGAUACUGGUUACAACCAUGAGGAACAGGCCCACCAAAACACGUACCCGGCUGAAUUUACAUCAUCACAACAAGCCUAUUUUCCUGCCGAAGAUGAGCAAAACUCAUCUCGAUUCAGCUCGCCGACCAUGUCCUAUCAGCAGAAUCCCCAGCAAUCGGUUUCACGGCCUGGGUCUGGUUUGUCAAGCGGGGGAGAACGAUAUGGCUAUCCCAGCUCACAGCCUGAACAAAGCCAGAAGCAAGUCGCGGUGCCUUCGAAAAACAGUGUUGUUAUCAAGGUUGGAAUGGUUGGAGAUGCUCAAAUAGGUAAAACAAGUUUGAUGGUCAAAUACGUCGAAGGUAGCUGGGACGAGGACUACAUCCAGACAUUAGGCGUCAACUUCAUGGAGAAGACCAUCUCGAUUCGGAAUACAGAAAUCACAUUCUCGAUCUGGGAUCUGGGCGGACAACGCGAGUUUGUUAAUAUGCUUCCUCUGGUUUGCAACGACGCAGUUGCCAUUCUGUUCAUGUUCGACCUCACACGCAAGAGCACACUCAACUCGAUCAAGGAAUGGUACCGUCAAGGUCGUGGCUUCAAUAAGACCGCCAUUCCUUUUCUCAUCGGCACGAAGUAUGAUCAUUUUGUGAACUUUCCACGCGAGGACCAAGAGGAAAUUUCUUUACAGGCCAAGCGAUAUGCCAAAGCCAUGAGGGCAAGCUUGAUAUUCAGCAGCACCAGCCAUAGUAUCAAUGUCCAAAAGAUCUUCAAAAUCGUACUCAGCAAAGCCUUUGAUCUCAAAUGCACCAUUCCUGAGAUUGAAAAUAUCGGCGAACCCCUUCUACUGUACAAAUCUGUAUAG
Talaromyces marneffei is the source of this 999-nucleotide messenger RNA. RefSeq lists its product as uncharacterized. Gene Ontology annotation, biological process: regulation of exit from mitosis. The transcript has 4 exons. NCBI's taxonomy places the organism in Eukaryota, Fungi, Ascomycota, Eurotiomycetes, Eurotiales, Trichocomaceae. Gene Ontology annotation, cellular component: spindle pole body. Gene Ontology annotation, molecular function: GTP binding; GTPase activity. Bases 1 to 999 code for a protein of 332 amino acids. The record is from RefSeq and is a predicted model, not a curated record.